Messenger RNA from Nylanderia fulva, 1464 nucleotides. RefSeq names its product lipase 3-like. The record is from RefSeq and is a predicted model, not a curated record. Gene Ontology annotation, biological process: lipid metabolic process. Lineage: Eukaryota; Metazoa; Arthropoda; Insecta; Hymenoptera; Formicidae. Gene Ontology annotation, molecular function: hydrolase activity, acting on ester bonds.
UAUUUUUUGCAUUGAUUGCGUGACUAUAAUAACGCGAUAGUGCGUUUUCCGUUCUCGUCUUUUUUUCUACUUCCAUGUAUAGAAUUUCGGACAAUUCUUGCGUUGGUGGUUUUUUGCACCGUUUAUUGACUCGUUCGUUGACAUAAUGAGGUUGAUUACGAUUACUGAGGUCGUGUUGUUGAUGACAUUUUACGGUCUUUCCGGUGCGAUGACAGCUGAACCGAGCACGUUUAUGGCAGAGGAAAUAUGGACCACCUGGAAGCAUCAUCAGGAAUAUGACAAAGAAUUCGACAAUGUCAGUCUCAACACGCUGGAAAUGAUAAGGAGAGCGGGUUAUCCCGCAGAAGCUCAUGUUGUAACGACGGAGGAUGGUUAUCUUUUGACGUUACAUCGUAUCCCAGGUAGCAACAAUUCUUUACCAAUAUUACUGCAACACGGUCUUUUAUGCAGCUCCGCUGACUGGGUCUUUCUUGGCAAAGGCAAAGCACUUGCUUACUUAUUGGCGGAUCAAGGUUACGAUGUCUGGUUAGGCAAUUAUCGUGGUAAUACCUACUCAAGGGCGCAUAUUCACCUGUCUCCGUCAAACUUGACAUUUUGGGACUUUAGUUUUCACGAAAUGGGUAUCUAUGAUUUACCCGCAAUGAUCAAAUUUAUCACGACCAUGAGAAUGCAACCACUGCACACGUACAUUGGUCAUUCGAUGGGAACAACGGGUUUUUAUAUAAUGGCGUCAGAAAGUUCGGAAAUUGCUGAAAAGGUACGAAUGAUGAUCAGCUUAGCACCAGCGGUCUUUAUAAGCCAUAUGAAAAGUCCGAUAAAAUAUUUGUAUCCUUUCUGGAGAGAAUAUAAGAAUAUUAUGCAAUCAUUCUUUCACGACGAAUUACUACCGCAAAACAAUUUACUGAAAUUUUUAACGACAUAUGUCUGCAAUCAAAAUGUUAUCGAGGAGAAGAUCUGUGCCGACCUACUGUUUAUGGUCUGCGGUUUCGAUCGCGAGCAGUUCAAUUACACUCUGAUACCCUUCAUUCUGGGUCACGAUCCGGCCGGCACCUCUUCUAGGACACUUCUACAUUUCGUUCAGGAAUAUCAUUCAGGAAAGUUUCGUCAAUACGAUUACGGUUGGAUGAAAAAUCUCCUGAAAUAUAAGUCCCUGGAUCCUCCGGACUAUAAACUGGCAAGUAUUAAGUUGCCAAUCGCGUUGUUCUACGGCCCUGGCGAUUGGUUGGUUAAUGUGAAGGAUGUGAAGAAGCUUUAUUCAAUAUUACCCAAUGUAAUAGAUGCGUAUGCAGUGCCAUGGUAUAAAUUCAAUCAUGGAGAUUUUAUUUGGGCCACGAAUGCACCCGAACUCGUGUACAACAGAAUCCUCAAACUCAUGAAGCCGGAGGAUCUAAAUAAUGUUACAUUAAUAGGAUGAUACUAUAUUGUCAAUCAAAAUGGAAAAUAAAUAUUAUAUUAAAUACAAAA